CACACAUAUAUAUAUAUAGCCUUGUCUACAUACUCCAUUGCCCACACCAGCUUUGGAAUCAUUUACUUCUCUCAUCUCAUCUCAUUGCCUUUCCAAACGCCGGAGAACAUGAACAUAUCUGUAAAUGGACAAUCCCAAGUCCCGCCCGGAUUCCGAUUUCAUCCCACCGAAGAGGAGCUCUUACAAUACUAUCUCAGAAAGAAGGUUUCAUAUGAGAAAAUAGAUUUAGAUGUGAUUCGGGAUGUUGAUCUUAAUAAGCUCGAGCCCUGGGAUAUUCAAGAGAGCUGCAAAAUCGGAACCACUCCUCAGAACGAUUGGUACUUUUUUAGCCACAAAGAUAAAAAGUAUCCAACCGGAACUCGCACCAACCGUGCCACGGCUGCCGGGUUCUGGAAAGCAACCGGUCGUGACAGGAUCAUAUAUAGCAACUUCCGACGGAUCGGAAUGAGGAAGACUUUGGUGUUCUACAAAGGACGAGCCCCACAUGGCCAAAAAUCCGAUUGGAUCAUGCACGAAUACAGGCUAGACGAUAACAUCGUUGAAACAGCUGUCUCCAAUGUUAUGGGAGAGGGGACACAAGAAGAGGGAUGGGUGGUAUGUCGUAUCUUCAAGAAGAAAAAUCACCACAAAACACUGGAUAACCUCAUCAGUUCAGAAACCAGGAACCAUAUGUUCGGUUCGUGUAAUGAAGGAGACUUAGAGCAGAUACUCGAACACAUGCGAAGGAAUUGUAAUGAAGAUGGUACAGCAAACAGCAGUUCGAGAUUCAUCAGGCCCAUCGAGACAGCCAUUAACAAUGGCUACCCGGACUCAUUCAUGAAACUCCCGAGCCUCGAGAAGCCCAACUCGACGAGCAGCCUCAACUAUUAUCAGCCGAUGAUGAUGGACAAUGAAGGCUCGAUCACAAAUCAUGUGGGUGGUGGUGGUGAUCCCAACUCGGUUUACAGCAAUGACUCAAGGCUCACAAACUGGGCAGCACUCGACAAACUCGUAGCCUCCCAACUCAACGGCCAAACAGAGACAUCUAGGCAAUUGGCAUGCUUCAAUGACACGUCCCUCGCCUACAGCAACUCCGGCACCGAUCAUCAUCAUGAUCUCCAGUUACCAGCCGUUCGAUACAACAGCGAGAUAGACCUGUUGAGUUUCACUAGAUCGUCUGCAUCGUCCGACGCAUUGUGCCACGUGGUGAAUGCUAGUGUAUAGACAGAACAACCCUGCAUGUAAUCAUACCUUAGUUCCUAAAGUCAGAAGGUUAUUAUUACAUCUAGCAGUUAUGUUGAUGAAUAUAUAUGCGUAGAGACGACGAA
Molecule: messenger RNA, 1307 nt
Organism: Hibiscus syriacus
Lineage: Eukaryota; Viridiplantae; Streptophyta; Magnoliopsida; Malvales; Malvaceae
Product: NAC domain-containing protein 43-like
Exons: 3
Coding region: 109-1203 (364 amino acids)
Biological process (GO): regulation of DNA-templated transcription
Molecular function (GO): DNA binding
Source: RefSeq, a predicted model, not a curated record